CUACGCGACAAGGACUGACAACGACACAUGACGCUUGCAUCGCGCAGGAUCCUACUGGGCCUGGGGCUUCUCGCUCUGGCUGCAGUCUUCUUCGUUGGUAGAAGCAAUCGUCAGUCUGUGCAAGACUACGUGACUGCAAAGCGACCUUUCCAAGGCAAUAAUGGACCCAUCAAGCUCACUGGCGACGCGUUACUGCCGCAAAGUGCACCUGUAGACGGAGUAUCCCCCUUUCCGAUCAUACCAGAGGUACCGAAGCCCAACAAGGACGCCGUGCUGUACUACUUUGAAAACGAAGGAGAAGAUGGUCCCCUCAACCUUGCAUUCUUCGUCGCGCACGCGAUACAUGACAAGGCUGAUUUUUACUUCAUCAUCAAUGGUUUGGAUCUAUCUCAAAAGAUUCCCAAUGCACCCAACAUCCAUGUCAUCAAGCGUGAAACGGAAUGCUUUGACCUCGGUGCGAUUGGAGAGGUCCUGCAAGCAGACGAUGGUGCCAUCAAAAAGACGUACGAGCGAUUCAUCUUGACUGGUUCAAGCGUACGUGGACCUUUCUUCCCAGGAUGGGCGAGACGUGAGAACAAGGCCUGCUGGACGAAUGCUAUAUUCUCACCACUGAAGGGCAACACGAAGCUUGUUGGACUCGCAGCCAAUUGUGAUACAACAUGGGGACCCAAACAUCUACAAGCACAUAUGCUCGCAACGGAUAGGAUGGGUCUCGAAGCUAUGAUGCCGGCAUUGGCAUGUUUCAAGAACGGCGAUGAAGCUUUCAAACAAGGCGAGCAUGUCUUGACGCAACUUGUCCGUAAUGCAGGAUGGGACGCCGUGCCACUGUACAGUGAGUUCCUGUCCAACGGUCGGAAAUCCAAUACAGAGUUCUGGGAGGGUUGCAAGCAUAGCGAUGUAUUCUGGCCUGGUGCGUACCACGAUACGGAUGUUCAUCCGUUCGAUACCAUGUUCAUCAAAGUUUGGCACGAGGAUGGCUUCCUACGACGCAAUGCCAUGUCUGAUAUUGGUAUGAAGCUUGUUGCAGACUUGACGCAAUUGGCAGAUGACAGCAAAUUCACAAGUCAAGCUUGCCUACACUCUCAUGGUGAUUCUCUUUCGCAGUGCUGGCACACAUGUUUCAUGGCCACCGAAUACUACUGA
Messenger RNA from Protomyces lactucae-debilis, 1143 nucleotides. RefSeq lists its product as uncharacterized. NCBI's taxonomy places the organism in Eukaryota, Fungi, Ascomycota, Taphrinomycetes, Taphrinales, Protomycetaceae. The transcript has 4 exons. The coding region runs from base 28 to 1143 and encodes 371 amino acids. The record is from RefSeq and is a predicted model, not a curated record.